AUGGAUGACGCUAAACCUCAGCCCACACUGAAAGCUGAUAAAGAGGCUAUACCAGUAGGAGGCAAAGUAAUCCUGACCUGCAAUGUGGCUGAAUCUUCUGGCUGGAAAUAUUACUGGUACAGAAACAAGAAAGACUCGAACCCUCUGACUGCACCGAAUGGUGUUCCCUACUCAGAUUCACAAAUCAGCAUCUCAGAGGGAGGACAAUACUGGUGCAGAGGAUGGAGAGGCGACUCAGUUUACUACACAGAGUACACAUCAAUCACCAUUCACAACGCGCCCAGGGCUGUUGUCUCCCUGCAACCUAACUGGCCUCACAUAUACAAGGGAGAGAGCAUCACUCUCAUAUGUGAGAUCCAGGAUGGAGGAGACACUGAGUGGGAGUAUGAAUGGGAAAAAAACAGCAGACCUCAUAGAACACAAAAAGAAUUCAACAUUAUCGGCACUUAUACAUCCCAAACUGGAGAGUACAGAUGUAAGGGCCGACACAGAAGUGGACAGAGGUCUUCAACAGAGUGGAGUGAUCCUGUCAGCUUAACAGUAUCAUAUAAACCUGAGCCAAAGCUCACUGUGUCUCCCUCAUGGUUGAGUCCUGGGGCUUCAGUAACUCUGAACUGCAGUGUCGAGUAUCCCUCUGCAGGAUGGAGGUUUUACUGGUACAAGGCUGUUCCCCAGCUGUCAUCCAGCUCCUACACUUACGAGCUGCUGCCUGACAGGGAAGCUGGCACUGCAGAGGGCUCCUACGUCAUUCAUGGGCCGACACACACCGCAGGAUUUAUGUGUCAGGUGGGAAGAGGAGACCCAGUGUUUUACACAAAGAACAGCACAACUAAGUUUGUCUGGUCUGGAGAUCGUCGCCCGUCAGCCUCUGUCACAGUCAGUUCCAACAGAACACAACACUUCAGACGAAAGUAUGUCACCCUGACGUGUGCAGGAAACUCCAGUCAUUGGAAAAUGAAGAGAUUUUUUGAGGAGAAAGUGGAACAGCCAUGGUGUUCAUCUUCCUGGAUGUCAAUGCAUGAAUCCACAUGCAGCAUCUUCACCUCACACACCAGUGCAGUGUAUUGGUGUGAGUUUGAUUCAGGGGAGUUCAGCAAUGCAGUCAACAUCACUUCACACGAUAAAAACGUUGUCCUGGAGAGCCCUGUCUAUCCUGUGACUGAGGGAGAUUCUGUGACUUUUAGGUGUAUAAACAGAAAUAAGAAAUUAAUUUCCAUAGCGGAUUUCUAUCAAAAUGGCAAACUUAUUAAAAACAAAACCAAAGGCGAGAUGACUCUCCAUGCUGUGUCUAAGUCAGAUGAAGGGUUCUACAUGUGUAAAGGCUCUGGAUCACAAUCGGCAUGCAGUUGGAUGGCAGUAAACCCUGCAGCAUCCAACCUUGAAAAACCUUCAAUUCCGAACACCUCACAUCGUGUGUUGUGGCUCGUUCGACUGGUCAUCGGACUUGUACUGGUCAUUGUCCUGCUCCUGCUGUGUUACUACAGAAAGAUCAAAGGUCCAUCUUGUGGCAGGUCUUUCCACCCUCGGAGCUCCACUGCCGCCCAGAGGGAGCAACAGAAGAGACACUCCCCUGUUGAGCAAGGUGACACUCAUGUCUAUGAAUAUGUCGGAGGCUCUGAGGACACUGAAAAUGGUGGACCCGCGGGUCAAUCCGGUGACGUCACAUUUUCUGUGAUUGCGUUAAAAAAUCUUCACAAGAGUGAGAAACCUGCCGACCCAGAGGAGAGCUCUGUCCGCUCUGAUGCGAGGAGAGGAUCGACCGCAGGGACGGCUCCUGACGUCCCAAAAACUGUAACAGGGGCCCGAGGAUGGAUGGCCGUCAUAAGACGGGGGGAGGAGGAGGCCAAAGCACAGGGCUCAGAGCCAGAGUCAGGUGGAAGGCUGGAGGGCAGGGACUGGGGCCGGGGCAACCAGUCGGACUCUGGGAACUGGGGCAGGGACCGGGACAGCCAGUCGGGCACGGGGAACUGGUACGGGAACAGGGACUGGUGCCGGGGCAGCCGGUCCGGCUCGGGGAAUUGGGACAGGAGCAGCCAGACUCGCCGGGCUGCUGGGGCUGGUAGCUGGGACUGCCGGGCUGAUGGGGCUGGUAGCUGGGACUGCCAGGAAGCUGGGGCUGGUGUCGGGGUUGCGGCUAGCCUGCAAGUUGCCGAUACACCCGAGAAGUGCACUCGCAGGAGCAGCCGGAGCCCGGGAUGCAACCAUCGUCCUGACAGAGGAGGUGAUCUCCGCGACCUGCUAAGCUCACUCUGUAUAGGAAAUGUCCAAGAGUCUCUGCUAAACACGAAGAUGGGGCACACCCUGGCCUGUGUUCUUGUGUUACUUUUGCAGAGUACACUCCUCCACUGUGGGCACGCUGCAGGUCCUGUGCUGACCCUUGAGCCAAAUCGGUUCCAGGUAUUUGCUGGAGAGUCUGUUACAUUCGUUUGUGACGCGGGGGAAGAAGAGAACGCUGACUUGCAAUACAAAUUCACUGUGAAUGAUGGUCACGAUAUUUUCUCGUGGUCUACAUAUAACAGGCGCACGCUGUCAUACGUAGAGACCAGUCGAAGUGGUGAAUAUCAUUGUGAACUAUUCCCCAGUUAUAAAAAGAGUAACAAAGUCAGUCUGACUGUAUCAGAAAAACCAAAAGCCAAACUAACGUCUGACAAAGGAGAAAUUCCUGAAUCGGGCACAGUGACGCUGACCUGCUCUGUUGAGGUCUCUGAUGGCUGGAAAUACAACUGGUACAGAACAGUCACAGAUAGAAUUGAGGAAGUCGUGGAAGGUGGUGCAUCCCUCCACUAUAGAUCUGUCAGGGUGUCACAAGGCGGACUGUACUGGUGCAAAGGAGGGAGAGGAGACCCUGUUUACUACACACACAGCAGUGAUCCAGUCAGCUUGGACAAAAUUGUUAGCACCAGGCCUGUUGUGACCCAGCAACCCAACUGGCCUCACAUAUUCAGCGGAGAGAGCGUCACCCUCACAUGUGAGAUCCAUGGAGGUGGAGACACUCAGUGGGAGUAUGAAUGGAGCACAAGCAGCUCCUACAGACCUUUAAACCAAGCUGUACAAAGGAUUCACAGUGCUUAUUCGUACAUGAGUGGAAACUACUCGUGCAAGGGCAGAAACAUGAGAGACAAAUAUUCUUCAACAGAGUCGAGUCACAUUGUCAGAUUAACAGUGCUGAUGCACUUUCCACCAGAUACACCCAAGCCGAAGCUCACUGUGUCUCCCUCAUGGUUGAGUCCCGGGGCUUCAGUAACUCUGAACUGCAGCGUUGAGUAUCCCUCUGCAGGAUGGAGGUUUUACUGGUACAAGGCUGUUCCCCAGCUGUCAUCCAGCUUCUACACUUACGAGCUGCUGCCUGACAGGGAAGCUGGCACUGCAGAGGGCUCCUACGUCAUUCAUGAGCUGACACACACCGCAGGAUUUAUGUGUAAGGUGGGAAGAGGAGACCCAGUGUUUUACACAAAGAACAGCACAACUAAGUUUGUCUGGUCUGGAGACCGUCUCUUAUCAGCUUCUGUGAAAGUCAGUCCCAACAGAACGCAACACUUUGGGUCUGCCGAGCUGAGCUGUGAGGGAAACUCUUCUAAGUGGCAAGUGAAGCGUUUUGCUGUGGAAGAACCCCGGACAGCGUGUUCACUUCUCUUGAAAAGAUCCACAUGCAACAUCAAUUCACAAACUAGUGUACUGGCAGUGUAUUGGUGUGAGUCUGGAUCAGGAGAGUUCAGCAAUGCAGUCAACAUCACUUUGAGGAAUAGCGGCCUUAUCCUCAUGAGUCCUGUCCAUCCUGUGACUGAGGGAGAUUCUGUGACUCUUGGCUGCAAAUAUGAUGCAGGGAUCUUUGUUUACAGAGUGGAUUUCUAUCAAAAUGGCAAACUUAUUAAAAACAACACCAAAGGGGAGAUGACUAUCCGUGCUGUAUCUAAGUCAGACGAAGGCUUCUACAUGUGUAAAUACUCUAGAAUUGAAUCACCACCGAGUUGGAUGGCAGUAAACCCUGCAGUGUCCAACCUUGAAAAACCUUCAAUUUUCAACCCCUCACAUCAUCUGGUGUGGCUCAUUGGGCUGGUCACCGCACUUUUACUGGUCUUUCUCCUGCUCCUGCUGUGUUACUACAGAAAGAUCAAGGGUCCAUGUUGUGGCAGGUCUUUCCACCCUCGGAGCUCCACUGCUGCCCAGAAGGAGCAACAGGAGAGACACUCCCCUGUUGAGCAAGGUGACACUCAUGUCUAUGAAUAUGUCGGAGGCUCUGAGGACACAGAAAAUGGCGGACCUGCGGGUCAAUCCGGUGACAUCACGUAUUCUGUGAUAGCACUCAAAAAAGUUCACAAGAGUGGGAAACCCGCCGACCCAGAGGAGAGCUCUGGCCGCUCUGAUGCGAGGAGAGGAUCGACCGCAGACGAAUCAGGUGUGACCUAUGCCGAAGUUUGCUUCAAAAAUAAAUGUAAAGCUGAGAAAGAAAAAGGAUUGCCAGCCACUGUGGAACCUGAGGAUAUGGUUUACUCUGAAGUCAAACCAGGAGCAAGCCACGGUUCGUGAAGAGAACUGCAUCUGGGAACCAUGCAAGACAGACCUGGAUGAAAACAUGAAGAGUAAAAAAACGUUCGCAAGUUAGUUGCCACAUUGGCGGAGGUGUGAAUAAAAGAUUCACACCUCCGUAUUCAGGACAUCUACACCCUUCUGUGGUCUUUAGCAGGCAUGCAGCAUGUAUACAUGCAGUUUAUUUGACAGAUCAAGAGUACAGAUCCACACUUCAGACGAUGAUUACAUGAUGAGGAUUUUAUUUUUCUGUUGUAGUGCAUAAACUUUUUGUGCAUUACAUUGUACAUUAUUGUUUAAAGCUGCACAAAAGAACUUGUGACCAUGACCAAUUACCAAAAAGUCGAUUUUUUAUAUUUAUAUAAUGUUUUUUGGCAUUUCUGCUUUAUUUGGUAGUGACAGUAGAGAGAGACAGAGAAGGCAGGAGAAAAGAGAGAGACAUGCAGCACAGGUCCUGGGCCAGGGCCUUGAUAUGUAGUGCACACUCGCUCACCCAGAUGACCCCCAAAUAUAGGGGGAGUUUAAUUAUUUAUGGAGCAAUAUGCUUGAAUUUUUUUUUCUUGCUGGAAUAUUUUCAUACAGCUCAGACUAACAUCUGGAACAGCUGAGAUGCCACCACUGAGACACCGUUACAUUUUGUCUGAUAAGAUAGCUUUUCUUUUAAACACUGAAA
Myripristis murdjan (pinecone soldierfish) is the source of this 5200-nucleotide messenger RNA. RefSeq lists its product as uncharacterized. Gene Ontology annotation, molecular function: transmembrane signaling receptor activity. The coding region runs from base 1 to 4527 and encodes 1508 amino acids. Lineage: Eukaryota; Metazoa; Chordata; Actinopteri; Holocentriformes; Holocentridae. Gene Ontology annotation, cellular component: external side of plasma membrane. The record is from RefSeq and is a predicted model, not a curated record. Gene Ontology annotation, biological process: cell surface receptor signaling pathway; immune response. The transcript is spliced from 32 exons.